AUGGCUCCUGAAAAUAAUAUGAAUUCAAUGAUAACAUUAUCCGAAGUGCGUGAGCGUAUAGAUCCAUCUGUUUAUAUUCUGGGCAAUAUACAUGGACAAUUUCCGGAUUUGGUAAAAAUGAUCUCAAAAAUAGGUACACCAUCACGUAAACGUUAUUUAUUCAGGGGUGAUUACGUGGAUCGAGGACAGUGGAAUCUUGGAAUUGUUUCACUACUGAUGGUCUACAAGGUUCGCUACCCAAAACACUUAUAUAUAUUACGUGGUAAUCAUGAGACGCGUGCUGUGAACAGAAUAUAUGGGUUUUUUGAAGAAUGCAUUCAACGAUUCCCAAAAAAGAGUGACGAGGCUCAACUCUGA
Loa loa (African eye worm) is the source of this 357-nucleotide messenger RNA. RefSeq lists its product as hypothetical. The transcript is spliced from 3 exons. Gene Ontology annotation, cellular component: nucleus; cytoplasm. Bases 1 to 357 code for a protein of 118 amino acids. NCBI's taxonomy places the organism in Eukaryota, Metazoa, Nematoda, Chromadorea, Rhabditida, Onchocercidae. The record is from RefSeq and is a predicted model, not a curated record. Gene Ontology annotation, molecular function: protein serine/threonine phosphatase activity.